CCCUGUUCAGACCUAUCUCCGUUGCGUCCCAAGUUUGGGUCAUAUAAGUCGUCUUCCCCCUCCCCUUCUGCCCGACCUCUCAACUCUGCUUCAUCCUGCAUCCAGCUUCCCCGGCCAAGAUUAAUCAAGCAUCUUGUAGCUUCAUAUCUACUCACGUCCGAGUCACACAGUCUCACUGACCUUCACAUUUCCCUGUCACUUCAACUUCCCUCAACCAACCGUUACCAUGCAUUUCUCAACUGUCCUUGGCGCCGCUGCACUGGCUACCCUCGCCAACGCAAGCCCUCUCGUCCGCCGUCAAGGUCCCGCAGUCGGCCAGGUUAUCUCAAAGUGCACACAGAACGGUGUCGUCGCCCUCACCUUUGACGACGGCCCCUUCACCUACACCUCCCAGCUCCUCGACACUCUCGCCUCCAACAACGUCAAGGCCACAUUCUUCGUCAACGGCAACAACUGGGGCAACAUCGAGACGGCCCCGGGCCCGGACAACAUCCGCCGUAUGAAGGCCGAGGGCCACCUCGUCGGCUCCCACACCUACUCCCACCCGGACCUGAGCACCCUCUCCUCGGCGGACCGCAUCUCCCAGAUGACCCAGCUCGAGGACGCCACCCGCCGCAUCGCCGGCUUCGCACCCAAGUACAUGCGCGCGCCGUUCCUGUCCUGCGACGCCGCGUGCCUGAGCGAUAUGGCCGGCCUGGGCUACCACGUCAUCGACACCAGCCUCGAUACCAAGGACUACGAGAACGAUACCCCCGACACCACGCACAUCUCGGCUGAGAAGUUCAACAACGAGCUCAGCGCCGACGCCGCGGGCAACAGCUACAUUGUCCUCUCGCACGACGUCCAUGAGCAAACUGUUGUCUCUCUCGUCCAGAAGAUGAUUGACAACCUUAAGUCCAAGGGUUACCGCGCCGUCACCGUCGGCGAGUGCCUUGGCGACGCUCCCGAAAACUGGUACAAGGCCUAGAGUCUCGGUGGCUGGUGGUGAAAGUUCGGGAGGAGAGCGAGAAGGAGAUGAAAAUAGCAUGGAGUAUCGCACUGCGGGUUUCUUGGGAAGGUUUCGUUGGAUUACACUGCUUGUUCUCUCCGGCUAUACGUACAUACAAUCAUGGGUGGAUAUACCAGGAACACCCCAUCGGCGCAAGUCAUUGCACGGAGAUACCAAUGUCUAAUCAAAUUACUAGUACUUGAUAUGAAUCUUUUGAAGUGUUCGUGUUGUUUCUCGAUCCCAAAUACCCCCCGCCUCUCAC
Messenger RNA from Colletotrichum phormii, 1250 nucleotides. RefSeq names its product polysaccharide deacetylase. Gene Ontology annotation, biological process: carbohydrate metabolic process. Gene Ontology annotation, molecular function: hydrolase activity, acting on carbon-nitrogen (but not peptide) bonds. Lineage: Eukaryota; Fungi; Ascomycota; Sordariomycetes; Glomerellales; Glomerellaceae. The transcript has 2 exons. The coding region runs from base 227 to 967 and encodes 246 amino acids. The record is from RefSeq and is a predicted model, not a curated record.